ACCCCGUUCCGGUUAAAAAAAAAAAUAACAACGUGAGUUUUCUAAGACAUAGAAAGAGAAAAAAAAUUCCGAGGGUAUAAGAAGGUUUAUUUAAAAAUAUUUAACAAGUUAAUACACAGAUAUUGUCGACAGGUAUGGCGAAGUGGGGUGAAGGGGAUCCACGCUGGAUUGUGGAGGAGAGACCCGAUGGAACUAACGUAAACAAUUGGCACUGGGUGGAAAAGAAUGCCACAGGUUGGUCAAAGGACAGACUGAAGGAACUUCUGACUGGUAUUGUAAUAGAAGAUGAUAAACAUUUCUGUGAAAUCAAGGAGGUAACAAGCAUUGAAGGGGAAGCAUCUGCAAAUAACAGAAAAGCCAAAUUAAUAUUUUUCUAUGAAUUUGUUAUCAAAGGGGAGUGGUCAGGUAAAUUUAAGGAUAGUGACAAAAAGUAUAAAGGGAAAUUUGAGAUACCAAAUCUGAGUGAAGAGAAUGAUACAGAUGAAAUUGAUUUUAAUGUCACAGUCUCUAAUGACUCGGAUGAAGCCUUCAAAUUAAAGGAAUUUCUACGGAAGACUGGAGUCACUCUGGUGAGACAAAAGAUGGCAGAUUAUUUAAAUGAUUUAAGGCAUGAGUACAGUAAAGGUGUUGUCUUGCCAACCAAAGGAGGACAACAGGCACCUGCUAAGACUGUAGCAGGAACAAAUAAGUCUAAAGAAGAAAUGAACAAGCAUGUGGUGGAUACCAAAGUUGCCAAACCCUUAGGGGUAAAAAUCCACACCAAGAAAAUUGUUGGGAAGGAGGAAUUCAAAUGUCGUGCUGAGGACCUGUACAGAGCUCUCACUGAUGUACAGAUGGUUCAGGCCUUUUCAGCUAGCCCAGUGGAAAUGGAAGUUGAAAAGGGAGGGCGUUUUUCUCUAUUACAUGGAAAUAUAACUGGUGACUUUGUAGAAUUGAUUCCUAAUCAGAAAAUAGUACAACAUUGGAGAGUGAAAUCAUGGCCAGAUGCUCAUUAUUCAACAGUGACUUUUGAAUUUGAUGAAAAAGAUGACUGCACUGUGCUUAACUAUACACAGACUGGUGUUCCUGACACAGAAUACGAGAAAACAAAAGAAGGCUGGGCCAUCAACUACUGGAACAGAAUGAAACAAGUGUUUGGAUUUGGCUCUAGUAUAUACUAAUGGAAAAGAAAAUCUAAAUAUUCUAUAAAUUUACAAUUUCUGAGUGAUCUCCUCAAAGGUGUCUUGCAUUUUUGAUGGAGAAAUAAAACAAUUUGAACAACAGAAGAAGAGGAAAUUAUUUUGAAAUACCAUACAUUUAUCACUUUAGACUUCAUCAUCUGUGAUCCAUUACUGGCACACUUUGUAUCUUGAAAUGUAUUUGGGUUUAUAUUGUAAUUGAGUUAAGAUGUUUUGUGACAAAGAUUAUUGUUCCUUAGGAAGAGUUCUCCAUCCAUUUGUCAAUUGGCAAUUUUUGACCCCCCACAUAAACUCAACCAUUAUAAUGCUACAUCUGAUUUCUUGAUUUUCACAAUUUCUGGUUUUAAAAAUGCAUAUGUAAAUGCAGAGUAAGUGAAUGAAUGAUAGCAAAUCACCAUAUUAUGAGUACCUCACUAAUAGACAUAUUCACAAAUGUCAAAAAUGUGAUUGUUGAAUGGUAGAGAUUGGAAUACUUUUUCUUGUCUACUUUUUGUUAAACAAAACUCAUUGUGACUAUGUGAAGUAUCAUAUUUAGGCAGACGCUUUUAAUGAUGAAAAAACAAAAAGUUUAGCCCCUGUUUAAAUAGCUAUUUAUGACCUAAUGAUAAAUUCGGCCAAUCUCCUACUUGUAAUAAAUAUCAAACAUUUCUCUAUAUACACAGUAAAUUUCUACCAUUUUCAGCAACAUUUGAGUUUUAUACAGAAAAUUGGAGUGAAACUUAGUCACUAUGUUAAACAAAUAAUUCAGUGGCUAUAUAUAAAUAGUCACUCCUUGUUUUGUGUUUUUUAUGAGAGCAAGGUGUGGAUUUUAUUAAGUGAUUACUGUAGAUUCCUUAUUUUACACGAGUACUUAUUAUUGCGAAAUGACUCUUUAACGUCAAAUCAAGAGAAUAUUUAUUUGCGAUUGAUAAAGAGAAUUUACAUGGAUUUCAGCACCAUGAAAAAUAAAAGCAACUUAUUUUAUUUUGCAAGUGAUGCUUCACCCAAAAUUAUGCUAUAAUAAAUUUCUUGAGUUUAAUUAGGAAUUUACAGUAUAUUAAAAUGUACAUACUUAUGACUAUCUAAUAACCAAAGCCUUUGUUUCUCUUCAUAUUUUAUGUGCCGAGUGCUUUUAUUGACAAACAUGCAUUUGAUAACUUUAGUUUGUUUUCACAACUUGGCUGAAUAUUAUUCAAUUCUAACUACCGUGUAGCGGGUUUUCUUGGCGGAUGUAAAAUUUGGCAUUUUGCCUGCUCAAAGGUAUGCCAAUAAUUUUGGCGUAAUUUAUUUUAACGGACACAGUAAUUCAGCUCUUUAUAGAUGAACACUAAGAAGAGUAUUAACUAUUUUAGCGAUUAAAAUUUUAGCGGGCUACCAUCAAAAUGCCAAAAUAAGCCA
Messenger RNA from Saccostrea cuccullata (small rock oyster), 2555 nucleotides. Its product is annotated as activator of 90 kDa heat shock protein ATPase homolog 1-like. Gene Ontology annotation, biological process: positive regulation of ATP-dependent activity; protein folding. Lineage: Eukaryota; Metazoa; Mollusca; Bivalvia; Ostreida; Ostreidae. The record is from RefSeq and is a predicted model, not a curated record. Gene Ontology annotation, molecular function: protein-folding chaperone binding; ATPase activator activity. Bases 135 to 1160 code for a protein of 341 amino acids. Gene Ontology annotation, cellular component: cytosol. The transcript is spliced from 9 exons.